GUGCUCUCCGGUUGUGUUUGCGCGGUGUCACGUGGGUAACGCGUCUUCCUCAUAGGUCUUCCUCCUCCGGACUGGUUCAAACCGACAGAAAGCUGUCCUGCAGGGAGACGCACAGUCUUAACCUGCACACAGUGAGUGUCCCACACACCCCCAGCUCCAGACGUUAACCCCGGUAUGUCCUCACUCUGUGUCCUGAGGACUCGUUGCUUCCUCCGGCAGGUCCUCCCCGGCCUGCCCGCCGCCAUGCACAGACACUACAGCCUGGACGUGUCCGCUCCGCUGCUGAGGACGCAGGGCUACGUGGACGGUCGCUGGGUGUCUGCAGCCUCGGUGUUCCCCGUGCUGGACCCGGCCACCGGGAAGGAGAUAGUCCGGGUGUCAGACUGUGGCCCGACUGAGGCCAAGCAGGCUGUGGACGCUGCAUAUAAGGCGUUUCAUUCCUGGAAGCAGUACAGUGCUAAGGAGAGGAGCGUCCUGUUGAGGAAGUGGUUCGACCUGCUGACGCUGCACAAAGAAGACCUCGCCAAACUGAUCACCUUCGAGAGUGGUAAGCCCAUGAAGGAGUCUCUCGGGGAGAUUGCGUACUCCGCCUCCUUCGUGGAGUGGUUCUCGGAGGAGGCGCGGCGAGUGUACGGUGACAUCGUUCCGUCGCCUGCCAGAGACCGAAAGAUCCUCCUCCUCAAGCAGCCGGUGGGCGUGGCCUCCAUCAUCACACCGUGGAACUUCCCCAGCGCGAUGAUCACCAGGAAGGUUGGAGCUGCUCUGGCUGCCGGCUGCACGGUGGUGGUGAAACCAGCCGAGGACACGCCGCUGUCAGCGCUCGCUCUGGCUGAGCUGGCGGAGCAGGCGGGGAUUCCUGCGGGAGUGUUCAACGUGGUUCCUUGCUCCAGAGAGAAGACGCCGUCAGUCGGGCAGGUUCUCUGCACCGACCCACUGGUGGCCAAAAUCUCCUUCACUGGAUCCACCGCCACAGGCAAGUUGCUGCUGAAAAUGGCCGCCGACACUGUAAAGAAGGCGUCCAUGGAGCUGGGAGGCCACGCCCCCUUCAUCGUGUUCGACAGUGCUGAUGUCGACAAAGCGGUGGCCGGGGCCAUGGCGUCCAAGUUCAGGAACUCUGGACAGACGUGCGUGUGUUCCAACCGCUUCCUGGUGCAGAGCGGCAUCCACGAUCGCUUCAUGGAGAAGCUGGGCAAAGCGAUGGACGCCGAGCUCCGCCUGGGUCACGGCUCGGAGCCCGACACCACCCAGGGGCCACUAAUCAACGCCAGAGCUGCAGAGAAGGUGGCCCAUCAGGUAUCAGAUGCAGUGUCCCGGGGAGCGAAGGUGUUGAAGGGCGGGAAGCGUCUGGAGGGGUCCUUCAUGGAGCCCACUCUGCUGGCCGACGUCACCACAGACAUGCUCUGCACCAGGGAGGAAACCUUCGGCCCGCUGCUGCCCGUCAUCAGGUUUAACACAGAGGAAGAGGCUCUGGCUAUCGCUAACGCGUCUAAUGUGGGGCUGGCAGGUUACAUCUUCUCGCAGGAUGUGAGUCAGAUCUGGCGGGUGACGGAGGAGUUGGAGGUGGGGCUAGUUGGAGUCAACGAGGGCCUCCUGUCCACCCCAGAGGCCACAUUCGGCGGGGUCAAACAAUCCGGUUUGGGCCGUGAAGGCUCUAAGUAUGGCAUCGACGAAUAUUUGGAGAUCAAGUACAUGUGCUUCGGAGGCCUGAAACCCUGAAACAGGACAGCGUGACGCCGCAGCUCCAGUGGUACCACACACUGAGUUACACAGUAAUCAUUGAAGGUGGUCAGAACUGUAGAUCUCAGGUUUGAAUUGAUUUAAGAUAACAGAAAAUAACCUUUUAAUCAGAGUCCAGGGGGUCAGGCGAAAGCGUCUCUCAACUGCCCUUAAAAUACCUUAAAUCUAACCUGACAGUUAGUAAACCAGUCUGUAACUUUUCACUCACCAUAAAAUGUUUUUUAUCGCCAUCUGAUGUUCAUCGUUAGCUGUCAGGAGGAGGAGCAGCGCUCUGAUCAGACGGGUCAGAAGAGUGAAACAGGGUCUUUAAUUUGCCUUUUCAUGAGAAACUGUUUAUAUGUAGAAUAAUAAAAAAAAUCAUGACGGCAAUAAUUAUCUCAUCUGUAUUUGACGGCAUCAGAUCAAAAUAAUUUUUAUGAAAAGCAGAACAUUUUUAUGCUGAUCAAGAUUCACUUUAUUUUCCCACAGUGUGGAAAAUUUGUCUCGGACCCUGCACCCAAACUGCAGCCAUAGAAGUACAACGUAGAAAAGUCAACAUUAUACCCAACGUAAUAAGAAGCACAGAAAGAUAAAUAGAUAACAUCAUAUGCUAGAAAUAUCAAAAAAUCUGUUCAGUGUGCAGCGAGACGCUCUAAAUCUCCUCCCAGAGUGCAGCAGCUCAGACUGUGUGUGCAGAACAUGAGAAGUGUCACUGACGAUCUUAUUGGUUCGACUUAAAGUAGCCACAUACUGUGCAUUGACUAUAUAACACCUGAUAAAUUACAGUGAACAAUUGUUGAUAUAAGACAUUCAUUUUUAAGGGUUGAAAAAAUAAUAAUUACAACCUGGAAGUUGACACAACUGUUAGUUACAAGUCAGAAACUCAUAAUUUCAAUAUCUCAGAUAUGACGUGAUUUCAUUAUUUUUUCCUCAAAUAAUAAAGUGAACAAAAGUGAAUUUUCUCCAGUAGCACAAAGAGUUUUUGUUUAAAACAGUGAAGAAGCUGCGACACGGCUCACUUGGUAGAAAAGAGAGAUACUGUGAAAAGAAAUAAUUAAAAUGCACAAAAGCUUUUGACAGAUUUUUGUAAAAUCGUUUUUUGUGUUGCGAAUCCUGACGUCCUGUUGUCGGCCUGUUAGUGUAAAAUCUGUAUUUUUGUAAUAUUAAAAAACUAAUAUAUGCUCACGUGUUUGAACACAAAGGGACACAUGUUCAAACUGGGUCUAACAUUAAUUAGAAGCAUCACAAUUUCUAAAUAAUUUAAAGCAUGUGACAUUUAUACAAAACGUAACAGCGUUUUCGUCUCGUUAAUGGAACGUUAGAACGUUUCUAAACUCUUUAAACAUGUUUUAAUAAUAUGUUAAAAUGUGUUCAUGAGUAAAUAAAUAAAUAUAAAUGUUGACUUCCUGGUCUGAUGUGACUGUUUGGACACCAGUUUUGAACCUGCGUGAGCAUGAACCUAAUGUGGAAUACAUAAAUGUCAGCAUAUUUCUGUGUGGAGGGGAGAAAGGAAUAAAUGUAAGUAGAAGAUAUAAUAAAUUAUUGUAGGAUAGUUUAAUAAUUAACUUUUCAUUGUGGGGAUUGAUGUUGUUGGGCAGGUUUUAUUUUAAACCUCUGACAGAAGUUAAACACAGGAAGCUUUUUUUGUUCUUGAGCCUUCAUUAACUGAUGGUUGCCAACGUCACAAGUGCCAUGUAACAGAUUAUUAACUCUUACAGUGUUGAACAACAGUGCAGUGCUGCUUUUGGGGAUUUUAGGUUUAUUACAGAUUAUUAGACACACCUCUGAAAAUAAUGCAGUCCAGUACAACACCAACACUGACUAUGACCUCGAUACUAAAACAUAUAAUUAGAUUUAAACCUCUAACUGUGUCGACAAAAACUGAACAUCACAGGCAUCAUGAGCAGUUGUAUUGGAUUGCAUUAGACUGUACGGGUGUACCUAAUUCAUUGGACACUGAGUGUGUGUGCUUAUGUCUUAUUGACUGUUGUCCACAUCUGAAAACUAGGGCCCAUGUUUCCUCCUGCAGAAUCCUGAAAAAAAAUCUUAAUUUCUCUCAUUUUGAGCUGAAGAUCUGAUGCUGUUUCUGUUCUUCGUUUUUUUUACAGCAGAUUUUCCUAAUUUAAAGUGAAAUUGGUCUUAUUUGUCAUAUAAUGCUGUAGUCAUAGCUAAUGUAAAAUAUAUAUGAAUUUUGUAUUUCUGACUGUAGAUAUUAAUGGAAAAAUUAAACAGAAAAUUGUAAUAUUA
Messenger RNA from Epinephelus fuscoguttatus (brown-marbled grouper), 3963 nucleotides. It is a transcript of the gene aldh5a1, whose product is annotated as aldehyde dehydrogenase 5 family, member A1 (succinate-semialdehyde dehydrogenase). The transcript has 10 exons. Gene Ontology annotation, biological process: GABA catabolic process. The record is from RefSeq and is a predicted model, not a curated record. Gene Ontology annotation, molecular function: succinate-semialdehyde dehydrogenase (NAD+) activity. Bases 175 to 1716 code for a protein of 513 amino acids. NCBI's taxonomy places the organism in Eukaryota, Metazoa, Chordata, Actinopteri, Perciformes, Serranidae.